AUGAACUUCAUAACUAAGGCCUUUUCGUCUGGCUUUACCUCUGGCAGGUCCAUUCCCUACUCCUUUGACGACAAGAUCCACUCCCAAAACGUCUCUAGCAAUGUGUUUUACUCGCUUUUCAACUCCACAAAGAAGGACUUUUCCAGCACUGAAAACCACCCCAACGAAUACUCGAUAUUCGAGUUCAAUAUCAACGAUUCGGAGUAUGCCAGCACUGGUGCUGCUAGCGACAACGCAAGAUAUCUCUCUUUGAUCAAAAACUCGGCUUUGAAAUUGAAAACAAUAAAAUUGCCUGGCAUCAUCAAGAUUCACGAUUUUUUUGAGUUUGAUAACUCAAACAACUUAUUCAUAGUAACUGAAAGAGUGACUCCACUAUCAGACCUAUUCAAUAAGAAUGCCAAUAAUAGUGAUAACAGUAAUGAUACCAAAACCCAUUUGUCAAUUGAUGAACUAGUUUUCUCAAUUAAUAACCUUUCAAACUCCUUGAAAUUCAUUAAUAAUGAAGCAAGCUCGGUCCAUGGAAACAUUUUCCCAAAUUCAAUCUAUAUAGACCAAUCUGGUGUAUUCAAGCUAUUUGGCUUUGAACUCUUGUCAAACUUGAAUGAUUCUCCCAAUAGUCCCUCAUUUGCAUUUAAUACUUAUAAUUCCAACUUGAUUUACAAAAAUUAUAAUCUUCAUGACACCUCUUCAAAUCAAAAUUAUAAAAUUAUACUACCACCUGAAAUAACCAACAAUAACUUUACCAAUACCAAUAACAAAAACUUUUACUUGAAAAUCGAUUCUUAUCUCUUUGGUAUUCUCAUCUUGAACCUAAUAUCUUAUAACUCUUCUUCAUUAUCUCAUCAACUAAACAGCCUCCCAAUCAACCCUUCCAUAAACCAAUUCUCAAACUUAAUCAACUCAAUUAAUCUUCAUUACAGUAAAAAAUUUCCCAGUUUAUUCCUAAAUAACUUGAAAGGUUUAUUAAACCCAAUUCAAAAUUCAAGAUUACUAAUAUCAAAAUUCUUUCAAUCAAAUAACAACUCCCCCUUUUUCAAUUCAAACCUAUUGAUAUCAAACCAUAACAACUUGAACCUAUUGAACAUCGAUCUAUUCAAUAACCUAGAUCUUUUAUACAACUAUUUAAAUUCUUUACAAAAUUUAAUAGGCUCAAAUAAACCAACAUCAGAUAAAAAUGAAUCAGUUUUCUUACUCCAAUCUAGAUACAUCCCCUACAAAUUAUUACCUGAUUUAAUUCAUAUUUUCAAUCUCUACAACUCAAGCAAAUCAAUUAAUCAAGAAAAUGACACAAUCAAACCCAUAAUCUUAUACUAUAUUCUUUAUUAUUCAAACUACUUGAAAAAAAUCAACGAAUCUUAUUAUCAAUUUUUAAUUGCUCCUUUCAUUUUAUUAUGCUUCAACUCAAAUAAUAGACUAAUUCGAGCAACUCUAUUAACUUCUUUAAAAUUCUACAUCAAUGAUUUAAAUAAAUCAGAUAUCUCAAACAAAGUUUUCAAUAACUUAAUCAAAGGUUUUUCUGAUACAAACGAAACAAUCAGAAAUGAAACCCUUAAAUCAACUCUUCACAUCUUACCAACUUUAUCCAUUAAACAAAUCAAUAACGAUUUACUAAAAUACUUGGCCAAACUACAAAAUGAUAAUAACCUAACCAUAAAGAUCAACACCAUUUUGAUCUUAGAAAAAAUCUCCCUAUUUCUAAUUGACGACAAUAAAAACACUUCUCAAUCGACUUUAACCUCUUUUCAAAAUAUCCUAAUAAUAGCAUUUAAUAAAUCAAUUAACGACACUUCCUCAAAUAAAUUUCUAAUUAAAAUAUCAACUCUAAAUUCCCUUAAAAAUUGUCUACUCUUUUUUGACCCUGUAAUUUGCUGUUCAAAGAUUUUAUCACUAAUUGCUCCUUUAUUAUUAGAUAAUAACCAUAAAAUUAGAAAUUUUGCAAAUGAAAUAUUUAACUUGUAUUUGAAUAAAAUUAAUGAAAAAGUGAAAUUACUAGAUCAAAAAGAUGAAAGACUUAUCAAUGAAGAUAAAACUCUUCAUAAUGACUAUUAUGAGUUAAAUGGAAUUAAAUACGUUCCUGGCGAAUUUUUAGAAUUACCUCCACCAGUUAUUGAUCAAGAUAAUCUCAAUAAUAAUGAAUUUAAUAACAACAUUAACGAUAUAAAUAUCAAAAAAAUUAGUAAUAACAACAAUAUUAACAUUGGAAGUAAUGCAAUGGUAGAUACAAACGCUCUUAACAAUAACAGUGAUAAUGGUGUUUAUAAUAUAACAAAUGGAUUAUCAAAUUUUGGUUUUAAUUUAGCGGUUGGAGCAAUUAAUAAAUUGACUGAAAAGACCAUUAAUGGGGAAUUAAAUAGAGAUUUAACACCAACUCCAUCAGAUGUUCACUUGUCAUUAAGUAAUCCUUCAAAGCCCAAUUUAUCAAUUAACAGCACUACCACUAAUACUAAAUCUAAUCUUAAUAGUAAUAGUAAUAGUAAUUUUAAUAAUAAGUUUGAUUUUAAUAAUCACUUAAACAACGAUAAUACAAUCAAGGGUGAUAGCAAUGAUAAAUAUGAUUAUGAUCUGGACCUUGAUUUGGAUAUAUUGGAUUAUAAUACUACUGCAAUUACUACUCAUAAACAUACCAAUAAGGACAGUGACUUUAAUGCUAAUCUUUUUAGCAAUAACAAGACAAAGAGUAUUGUUAAACAAAAAGAUAUUGUAAUUGACUCCACUGAUUUAUGGGGAGGUUUUGAUGAUUUUUUAGAUGAAGAUGUUAAAAGCGAGGGUAAAUCAAUUAGGAAACCGAUUUUUGGUUCCAGUUUAACUAGAAACAAAAACAAUAUAACAUUCGGUUCAGUCAAUCGAAAACCAAUUGUAUCUAAAAAGCCAAGUCACAGUCAAUUUAAUGAAGCAAGAAGCUCAAAUAAUUCCAUAAAUUCUACUAACAUUAAUACAAGAAAAAAGGGAUUGCAAUUGAAGAAGACUAAUAAAUUACAAACCAAGAUUCAAAAUGAUGGAUGGGGAGAUAAUUGGUAA
Messenger RNA from Ascoidea rubescens DSM 1968, 3018 nucleotides. It is a transcript of the gene CEX1, whose product is annotated as COPI-interacting protein CEX1. NCBI's taxonomy places the organism in Eukaryota, Fungi, Ascomycota, Saccharomycetes, Ascoideales, Ascoideaceae. Gene Ontology annotation, biological process: tRNA export from nucleus; protein phosphorylation. The record is from RefSeq and is a predicted model, not a curated record. The transcript has a single exon. Gene Ontology annotation, cellular component: cytoplasm. Gene Ontology annotation, molecular function: protein kinase activity; ATP binding. Bases 1 to 3018 code for a protein of 1005 amino acids.